This is a messenger RNA of Kogia breviceps (pygmy sperm whale), 258 nucleotides long. It is a transcript of the gene KRTAP8-1, whose product is annotated as keratin associated protein 8-1. NCBI's taxonomy places the organism in Eukaryota, Metazoa, Chordata, Mammalia, Artiodactyla, Physeteridae. The record is from RefSeq and is a predicted model, not a curated record. The coding region runs from base 1 to 258 and encodes 85 amino acids. The transcript has a single exon.
AUGGAGAGUAGGGAAUCCAUCACACUGAGGAAAUGCAUUCCGCUGCUAUCUAAGACCCCAACUCCAGACACCAUGUGCUAUAACAACUUCUCCAGCACUGCCUUCCCAGGAUGCUACUGGGGCAGCUACAGCUACCCCCUGGGGUAUAGUGUUGGCUACCUCAGCACCCACUCUCCAGUGGGCUAUGGUUUUGGCUAUGGCUACAACGGCUGUGGGGCUUUCGACUACAGAAGAUUCUGGCCAUUUGCUCUCUAUUGA